Molecule: messenger RNA, 543 nt
Organism: Hypoxylon fragiforme
Lineage: Eukaryota; Fungi; Ascomycota; Sordariomycetes; Xylariales; Hypoxylaceae
Exons: 2
Coding region: 1-543 (180 amino acids)
Source: RefSeq, a predicted model, not a curated record
AUGUCCCGCCUCAGCUACAUCCUUGCCUUCGCCCUCUCCUCCGCCUCCGCCUCCGCCAUGCCGACAUCUUCCACCAACCUCAUCUAUACAAAACUCCCCACGCGCUCCGGCGAAGCCCCCUUCGCGCCCGCCUCCGGUUCCCAGGGGCCCUUCGACAUCUGCAGCGACCCCACGCACGGCCCCUUCGACAGCAAGAACGCGGCGCCCUGGAAGGACUGCCUCGGCAUCCGCGACUGGGCCCGCGACAACAAGGGCGAGUGGGUUUUGAAGCAGACCACCGACCCCAACAACGACGAGGACUGGACCAGCCUGCACACCAUCGGCGGCUGCGCGCUCGUCGUCAAGAACAGCGCGGCCACGGCCGUCGGCAACCAGGACGUCGGCGACCUGAUCGACGCCAUCCACGGGGACGGCGGGUCGGAGAGGGGCAGCGUCGAGGAGAAGGGGCGCUUCGGCAGCUGCCACGGGGGUGUGCCGGUGGACUUCUGGCUGCGGGCCGCUAGCACGAGCCUGAGUGGGCUGGGACUUGAGAUUCCUUGGUAG